Angiostrongylus costaricensis is the source of this 498-nucleotide messenger RNA. The record is from the annotation of a GenBank genome assembly. NCBI's taxonomy places the organism in Eukaryota, Metazoa, Nematoda, Chromadorea, Rhabditida, Metastrongylidae.
UCUAUUGAAGCUUUGAUGUUUGGAGACAUCGAUGACGAUGAGCUAAAUAACUCAAUAAAUGUGGAAUCGUUGUACGGAGGUGAGUUUAUUUUUGUAGCUCCUCGUGCAGUCACUUUAUUUAGAUUCUGGUCUACAACUGAGGAGCUCACAUCGGAAGUUUAUGCCCGUGUUCAAGAAUGGGAGAAUGCAAUGCUGCCUAUAUUGGAAGAGGAGGAAACAAGAAAAGAUUUCGAUAUUCAUGAAUACGGCGACGAAUUACUUGAUAUGUUCCACGAGGUUGGAGAAGUGAAGACCCUUGAUGAGCUGUUGGCGGGUCGCAAAAGAUAUGAGGUUAGUCGGUACUUCCUGGCUUGUCUCAUGAUGGCCAAUACACAAAAUGUACGCGUCGAGUGCGACGUUCGGGUUGACGAAAACGGGUCACGUUCAAGCAUUACGAAGGUCACCUUGCUGAAGAAGGAUCGACAUCACGAGGUGUUCGAUAGAGAAGGGGCGCUCUAG